Messenger RNA from Morone saxatilis (striped sea-bass), 3540 nucleotides. It is a transcript of the gene chn2, whose product is annotated as chimerin 2. Bases 955 to 2352 code for a protein of 465 amino acids. Gene Ontology annotation, molecular function: GTPase activator activity. Gene Ontology annotation, biological process: signal transduction; regulation of small GTPase mediated signal transduction; positive regulation of GTPase activity. The record is from RefSeq and is a predicted model, not a curated record. NCBI's taxonomy places the organism in Eukaryota, Metazoa, Chordata, Actinopteri, Moronidae. The transcript has 13 exons.
GCAGUAAUGACAGAGAAGGGAGUGCUUAUCAUGACUGAUUUAUUGUGAUACAGCAGGGAUUCAACCGGCAACCUGUUGGUCACAAGCAAAAUAAACCAACCCAAGCUGUUGCUCAACAUAAAAAGAUUAAAUGAAAGAAGGACAAAGACAUAAAUAUGCAAGUGAGGAAAAAACUGGCCCCUUCAAAAUCUGUAAUGUCACACAGACACUACAUCCAUCUUUUCUGUAGUCUGUGAUCCCAUGGAAAAGUGGGAAAGCAGCCGCACCACAUUCAUUCUGGCUCUUUCAACAUAACAUGACACAACAUCACAUCUGAAAACAUGCAAUGCCAAAGCUGGAAUAAUGUGGUUUAACCAGUUGGGGCCUUUGCAUGCAUCUCAUAUAACCGUGGCUUUAACGUCUGUUUGGGAUCCUGCAGGCAGAACUAAAAGUCGGCUUGUUUUGGGCUUCUUGUGCCAGUCGGGGUUGCUUACAUCUGGCAACCCUGCUCCAAACUUUCACUUUAAGAAGGCGCGUCUACGCUGCAGUGUAGUGUGUUUAUUACAGUCCUUAAAGUGACACAUGGAAACCAUAGCUGAUUUCUACAUGGCACAAAUGUAGACCUACAGAUUCUGCCUGCUCAGUGUCAGGAACUGCUUUAGAGAAACCGGAGUGUCUUUCCUGUAGCUUGGUCUCUGGCUAUUUUUAAUCUGUGGCGGCGGCACCUUCAGUGUAUGCGGCAGCGUGAGCUCCUCACCGAGGCGCACGGCCAGCCAAAGGGGAACGAUCGGCGGACUCAGACAGACGGCUGGUGGGCUCGGUGCUCGGGACUCGAGGCGAGGCAUGAAAUAGUCACCGGCAGAGUGGUCAAAGGUGAAGCACAUUGGGACGUGAGUGAAAUGGACGCACCGCCGGGGAGCUGCUGGGAGCGCACCUUGGCCAAACGGGAGUAACCGAGCCGUGAAACGGGUUGGGAUGGCAGCAUCCAGUAACUCCAGCCUCUCAGGUUCAUCUGUGUCCUCUGACCCUGAGGAUUACCAACCGCCCAUAUGGAAGUCCUACUUGUACCAGCUACAGCAGGAAGCCCCGAGACCAAAGAGGAUCACAUGUCCUCAGGAGAUGGAGAGCAGACCGAAAUACUACGGCAGAGAAUUUCAUGGCAUGAUCCCUCGAGAAUAUGCAGAUGAGCUGCUGGCGGGAGCAGAGGGUGCUUACCUCAUCAGGGAGAGCCAAAGACAGCCAGGGACACACACCUUGGCCUUAAGGUUUGGGCACCAGACCCUCAACUACAGAUUGUUCUAUGAUGGGAAGCACUUUGUCGGGGAGAAGAGGUUCGAGUCGGUCCACGACCUUGUGACUGACGCGCUCAUCACUCUCUACAUAGAGACUAAGGCAGCAGAGUACAUCGCCAAAAUGACCACUAACCCCAUCUAUGAGCAUCUUGGUUACACCUCGCUGCUCAAAGACAAGAUGGUGCACAGGCUGAGUCGUGGACGCACAGAACCACGCAGGGUCACCUUCCAGAAAGAUGAUAGGAUCUCCUCACCCCUGGUGCGACGGAGUGCCUUGAAAGACACACCAGAGAAGCAGUGCUCCUAUGAGAAGAUACACAAUUUCAAGGUACACACCUUUCGAGGGCCGCACUGGUGCGAGUACUGUGCCAACUUCAUGUGGGGCCUCAUUGCCCAAGGUGUCCGCUGCUCAGAUUGUGGGCUGAAUGUACACAAACAGUGCUCCAAACUGGUUCCCAGCGACUGCCAGCCGGACCUGCGCAGGAUAAAGAAAGUGUUUAGCUGUGACCUCACCACGCUUGUCAAAGCUCAUAACACAACAAGACCCAUGGUGGUGGACAUGUGCAUUCAGGAGAUAGAGCUGAGAGGUAUGAAAUCUGAAGGUCUGUACCGAGUGUCUGGCUUCUCAGAGCACAUAGAAGACGUGAGGCUCGCCUUUGACCGAGAUGGUGAAAAGGCUGACAUCAGUGCCAGUGCCUAUGCAGACAUCAACAUCAUUGCUGGUGCUUUGAAGCUCUACUUAAGAGACCUUCCCAUUCCAGUCAUUACGUUUGACUUGUACUCCAAAUUUAUUCAAGCUGCAAAAAUUCCAAAUGCUGAAUCCAGACUGGAGGCCAUCCAUGAGAGUUUGCUGCAGCUUCCCCCAGCCCACUACGAGACCCUACGUUACCUGAUGGCUCACCUCAAGAGGGUGACACUGUUCGAGAAGGACAAUUUAAUGAAUUCAGAGAACCUCGGGAUUGUCUUUGGUCCGACACUAAUGCAGCCACCGGAGCUGAAUGCCUUGACAACCCUGAAUGACAUGAGGCAGCAGAAACUAGUGGUGCAGCUUAUGAUAGAGCAUGAAGAUGUCUUAUUCUAAGGACUGAGGCAUGCAGGCCUUACAACGGAAACGAAGGACAAUUAUUUAUUCUGUCAAAGAGGAAAUUCAAGCCAACUUGAUUCUAAUGAAGUUUCAGAAUAGUUUGAAACGCUUCUUUCUUGCAUGACUGUUUUAGUUGAAGUUGGUUUAGUGUUGACAUUGUCUUGUUACUGUAAGUUUUGGGUUUUCAUAGUCAGCCAAGACCAUCAUUUUUAUGUUAGGAAAGGAUCCAGUAUUUUAACUGCCUACAGUGCUGUUCCCUUCUCUCUUUAAUUUGAAGACUGUCACUACCUGGUGUAGGCUCAGUCAUGAUGACAGCACUGUGUGAAACCUGCCACAGGCAGAUCGUCAAUCAGUGAAAGCCUGGUGCUGUGUUAACCAAGCCUCACGGCAGCAACCUAGUUUACUUUCCCACAUGACGUGUGCAUAUUGUGAUUUUAGUGGGAACACUGGUUAAAAUUUAAUUGUAGAUAAAAAUCUGAUCAUGUAAUGAUCAAUAUUUUAACUGUGUGUACUUAAAUAUGAGAGAUGAGACAAUUGGACGCUCAUGAAGCACUUUUUUGCAAAGUGUAAAGAUUUAUUUUGUAAAGAUGUUUAUUUUUGUCUUUUACUCUGCAUCAUGUUCUUUUGUCACAAUAAUCUAUACUGUUGAGAAUGAUGUUUGUUGAAUUGAUGUCUAAAUACAAAACUGUUCACAAGAGAAAAGAAGAAUCAAAAGAGUGACAGUUUGUGGAUUUACCAUUUUCAUUUGUAGUGUAGUCAGUGUUAUGGUGAGGAUUACAUGUGGAUAAAUUUUGGUCAUUUGAAUUCAUAUGCCAUAUUGCAGACUGUGCACCACAUGAGCAAAGCUUCUUUGCACACAUGUCCGUUGCCAGUUUUGUAGUAUUUCUGUUUACAUGCUGUAAUUUGGGAUAUUUCCAUGUGAAAAAUAUUACCUGGGCCCUUUUUUUUCUCUUUUUGUAUUCCAGUAACAUUGCUCGGUGCAGCAGUAGUUGCCAUUCACUUCACAAUGCCAUAAAAGUUAAUAGUCAUACUAUAGCUGUACCCAGCGUGUUACUUUCACAGUUUGUUUGAUUCGAUUAAGUAAAUCCUUUCUACAAAUCCAUUUUAUUAAAAAUGUAUUUUUGUGACGGUUGCAAUUAAAAAUGUAAUUUAUCAAAUGAUGACUUAUUAAAGGUUUAAAAUAGU